Messenger RNA from Hydra vulgaris (swiftwater hydra), 2512 nucleotides. RefSeq names its product bromodomain-containing protein DDB_G0270170. Gene Ontology annotation, molecular function: protein binding. The record is from RefSeq and is a predicted model, not a curated record. Lineage: Eukaryota; Metazoa; Cnidaria; Hydrozoa; Anthoathecata; Hydridae.
UGUUUGUUUCUUUUUAAUUGUUACAAAGAGUUUUCAUUGAGGCUUCAGACAUUUUCAGCUAUUUAAUAACUUUAGUAUAUUUUAUUAUAAAGUAUGUCGUUUUUAUGCACUUCAAAGAAGAAAGAAAAAAAAGCAAAUAAAAAAGAUACAGAGGCAUAUAAAAGAACGACAGAUUAUGAUCAUUUACAGAAUUUUUUCCACCAGGAAGAGGUAAUCGACGAAGAUAUUAAGUUUCCGUCGUAUAGUUUUCCAUUGCCACAAACCUAUCAUAACAUCCAAGCUGUGCUACCUGGGCAAUUGAGAUCACCCGAGAAUAGCCAAGAAAAAUAUUUAGAAGUUAUAAAAAGUUUUUUUCCAACUUUAGCGACAGAAAUAUCAGUAAAGCGAGGCGAUAUUGUAUUGUGGAUUAAUAGCGAUGGAGAUUGGGUUUUAAUUCAAACGCAAUAUGGAGACGAGGGAUAUGUUCCAAGAUCAUAUUGUCGCGUCGUAUUUCAAAACGCAAUUCUAAAACAAAACUACUAUUUUAAGGAUAACACGUCAUCAUACGGCUCGAAUCAGUUUUAUGAAUACGAAACACCGUAUCAUACGAGACCAAGACAGUUUACGCAUUUUGUUGAAGAUCGCUUUAGUCCUAGAACACAUUUGAACUCUUUAGAUACCAGUUCAUCAAGUAGUGAAACAAGCUCUUAUUGGAACGUUACAGAGAGAUUUGAUAGCCUAAGAAGCAAUGAAUCGAUUUCAAGCUGGUCAUCGAGUUCUUAUAAACCAGUGUGCGGACGUAAAUGUGGUAAAAAAUGCGAGCACCAGAGACUAAUUAACAAUAAAAGUCAGUGCAAGUUAAGACCUCAAGUUCUUCACACUCCAAAAGAAGAAAAAACGAACAAAAAUAAUAAUUUUUUCUUCGAAAAAUCCGAUCAAGAACACGACGGAAGCAGCUGCAGUGACUAUACAUCAAUAAAAAGCUGUCUUUUAUCGUGCGGUCAUCCGGAACUCAUUGUUAUAGAGAGUUACGAAAAACAAGGAAACACUGAUAUCUCAGUUGUUUCAGGCGAUUUUGCAUCAAUAAUUAACGAUACAAAAUAUGAAGACUGGAUAUACAUCCGAAAUGAAUCAGGAGAGAGGGGGUUUGUUCCUACGCAAUGCGUAUUAAAGCAUCAAUGCGAAGAAUGUGGGUUUGAAAGAAACUAUUUAAAAGAAAAACAGUCUAUAAAUCGAUCUGAUAGAGAAAUUUACAGUAAAAGAAGUUUUAAUGUUGUUGGCAAUAGCGAUCAAACAAAUAAAUAUAAUGAAAAAGAAGAAGAAAAUCAAAAUAACAAAACACGUACUGUUGACACUAAUAACGAUAAUACAAAAAAAACUCGAGAAAAAGAAAAACAUUUUAGUAGCAUUACUGAUGUAGGUAAUAACCAAGAUUAUACAAACAAGUCAUCUGAAAGCGAGAUUGCCAAUCCAGCCAAAAUUCAAUCCAAAUUGCCAAUCAAAACCAAUAGGCCAAAAUUAACAGAUAAUGACAUUAAGAAAAUGAAUAAAAUGAUAGUUAUUUCUAACUUUGCAGGGAGCCAUCUUGAAGAUUUGUACGUUUGCAUCGGAGAUUUUGUUUACGUCGAUAAAACAACUGACAUGACGCAAAAUUUGAUAUGGGUUCACUCUAUUAAACAGAACCUUUCAGGUUACGUUCCUAGUACAGUUAUUAGAGCAGUAGAAGAUAUUGACGUAAAAGCGGAUGUUUAAGGGCAUGGGAACUAAAUAAAGAUUACACUUAAAAACAAAAAUUGAAUUACUGUUUUUUACGCUUUAACGCAUUUUUUUAUUGUUGUCAUUUUUAAAAAAUGUUAACUUUCAGAAAUUAUGAUGGUUAAUUCAAACGUUUUGUUCUUAACAACACAGUCGGUGUUGGCUGUCGGUUAAAUGUUAAAAAUAUUUUCACAUAAACAAAGUGUUUUGUCGAUACACACAGUUUCAAGUUAAACAAAUUUUUUAUAUCGCUUUCAGGUAUGAAUUUAUUGUUUAAAUAUGUACACAAAGUAUACACUAGUUAGUCUUUUUUGUUCGCUGUUUACGUCAACAUUGAUCUAAAUGUAAAAAGUGAUAAACUUAACAUUUACUUACAAUAUUAUAACUAAUUACAAAAUAAAAAAAUAAUUUUCUUUGCGUCGCUCUGAAUAAAAGGAGUAACUACGUGUGACUUGAACAUUUUUUUAAUACUUGAGAAUAUAAAAUAUUUAUUAAAUAAAAUUUGAAAGUAUUAUUAAUAUAUAACAAAUUUUUAUGAAGAGAUUUUUUAAUUGGCGUUUUAUUUAAUCUUUACAAGUAUUUGCGUGCAAUUAAACUGCGUGCAAUUAAAUUGUGUGCAAUUAAACUGCGUGCAAUUAAAUUGCGUGCAAUUAAACUGCGUGCAAUUAAAUUGCGUGCAAUUAAACUGUUUCUAUUAUAUGUAAUAAAUUCAUUGUUUUUAUUAACAAAAAAUUAUUUUAUAAAGUGAAUUUCAGCAGUGUAAUUAUAACCAACCAAA